GUGACUCAAAAUCAAUACAACUUUCUGGAUACACCGAGAACAAAGUGCCAGUGCAUAUUUUUGAUAGAACCGUGUGUUUAAUAGUUUGAUAAAUAAAUAAAAAAUAACUUGCAGAUGAAAGCGUUUAAAAAAGUUAAAAUUUCAUCGAGAAAUCGAUUGAAUUACAGUUAAUUACAUCAAUUAUUUGUGGAAAAAUUCAUCAAAGAUAAAAGUUUAUUUUUUUCUAUUUCGCCAAUAAUCAAAAAGUGUUUAAAAGAAACUGCGUCAACAGAAUAGUGACGUUACCGGCAUGGCGUCAAGUUCCGUCAGCCAAGAGGAUUUUGAUAAUGAUUAUGAGCUUACGUCACGAAGACCACGUAUUAGGACUGCAAGAGCACGUGUUGCACCACCUAGAAGUGGAGAUAUUGGAACGAUUAAUUUUCAAAAAAACCCAGUUGAUGCUGAUGACGCCCAAGGCAUCUGUGAACCAGGUUCCAACCCCGUCAUUCCAGCGGAACAUGAGAGCCAAACAAAGCCAAUAAUGAGAAAAGACAAGCGUGUAACAGGGCGGCCAAUUCAUAUAAACAAAGGAAAACAGCAACGAGACCGGCGGAAACUUCGUGAAAAAAGACGGAGCACUGGAGUGGUUCAUUUGCCAUCAACUGAGAGUACAGGAGGUAGUACUGGAGAAGAUGAGGAAGAAUUAGGGGGAUCUUGUCUCGAAACAAAGCACAAUACUCAUCAUAAUGAGUUUCUAGAUCAUGAACUUAUCGAAGAACGGACUGCAAAGGUUUAUACUCAGAGAAGGAAUAAAAGUCAUUCAGAUUUAGAAGCUGAUGAUGAAGAGUUCGAUUCGUUGAAUCAAUCAGACAGUGUUAAUCAAUCAGAUCAUGGUAAUCACACAACACAGUUGAAUUCAAGCUCCAAUCGGGAUCGAGUGCCAACUCCAACCAGUAAUAAUACCCAAGAAUUGAUUGAACGAGCUCAGGAGGAGAAUCGAAGGCUUUUGGCUCUUCUAGAGGACCAGGAUCACAAAAUAAUGGCAUUAGAAGCUCAAUUAUUACAACAACAACGAGAAAUGGCUAUAGAACGUGAUAGAUUACGUGAAGAGAAUGCAGCCUUAAUUCGAGCAAUGGCAGCAUUAGCAAGCAAUUAAUAAUAUUGAAAAUAUUAUAUAAAUAAUUAACUCGUAACAUUCACUUAAGAAUGCUUUAAAUUGUUAGAUUAAAGUAUUAAAAAAAAAAAAAAAAAAACGAAAACUCUUUGCUUCAAAUAUUAACAUUUAUUUUCUCCAAUUUGUCGUUAAAACAAAAAAAAAAAAAUUCCAAACUACGCACUAAAAAAAAGAGUUUUAUUGUUGCGCUAGAGUAGAAUUUGUUCCACGCGCAAAUGAAUUUUUUUUUUCAAUAUAUUCAAGUUAAUAAUUAUU
Messenger RNA from Chelonus insularis, 1408 nucleotides. RefSeq names its product PRKC apoptosis WT1 regulator protein-like. Gene Ontology annotation, cellular component: cytoplasm. Gene Ontology annotation, biological process: apoptotic process; positive regulation of apoptotic process. The record is from RefSeq and is a predicted model, not a curated record. NCBI's taxonomy places the organism in Eukaryota, Metazoa, Arthropoda, Insecta, Hymenoptera, Braconidae. The transcript is spliced from 8 exons. Bases 290 to 1135 code for a protein of 281 amino acids.